UGACCGGUGACAGGUAGCGCUGUCCUCUGGCGAUCCGGUUUUGUGAACCAUUAGAACGAAGAAACCCUCCCCACCAAUCGCAAACAACAGUGCGAAACGAAGCUGCGUGCUAAUCCGAGUGCCAAGGUCAGAUCUUCGUGGUGCGUGCUAUCUUUGCUCCAGUGCUAGAUUCUGCUGAGAAUUUAAGACAACGCGAUCGUCGAGCGGUAACAUGAAUCGAAUGGAAACGUUCUGGAAAGCCGUGAGCCGCAAAAAACCGAACGACGACGAUGGUAGCCACUCGAAGCUGGCCCGCGUGUUGACACUGCUCGAUCUGACCGGGCUGGGCGUGGGCAGCACACUCGGCUUGGGAGCUUACGUCCUCGCCGGUUCGGUAGCUUACGAGCAGGCCGGUCCCGGUGUCGUCAUCUCGUUCGUCAUUGCAGCCCUUGCCGCGGCCAUCGCCGGACUCUGCUAUGCAGAGUUCGCUUCGCGCGUCCCGAAGGCCGGUUCGGCCUACAUCUACACCUACAUAACGAUCGGCGAGUUUGCGGCGUUCACUAUCGGUUGGAAUCUGAUGCUGGAGUACAUAAUCGGUACUGCGAGUGUUGCGCGAGGUCUGAGCGGAUACAUCGAUGCGCUCAUUGACCAUCGCAUGGGGAACGCACUGAAGGAGGUGAUCGAGAUAAAGGUUAGCUUCUUGGCCGAGUAUCCGGACGUGUUUUCCUUCCUGGUGGUCAUGACCGUAACGGCCCUGCUGGCGUACGGUGUAAAGGAAUCGACGCUGCUUAAUAAUCUGUUCACCGGCGUGAACCUGAUCGUCAUCGUGGUCGUGCUGGUGUCGGUUGGCAUUAAGGCGGAUCCGGCAAACUGGGCCAUCCGACCGGAUGAUCCGAGCAUACCGGCUGGGCUAGCCGUCGGUGCUGGCGGGUUUCUCCCGUACGGCAUUGCCGGUGUGAUGGCCGGUGCGGCCAAGUGUUUCUACGGGUACGUCGGGUUCGAUUGUAUUGCGACGACGGGCGAGGAAGCACAGAAUCCUUCGCGCAACAUUCCGCUCGCGAUCAUCACCUCGCUGCUGAUCAUCUUCCUGUCGUACUUCGGUGUGGCGACCGUGCUGACGAUGGCAUUGCCCUACUUUAUGCAGGAUCCGGUCGCACCGUUUCCCCGAUUGUUCGAUUACCUCGGCUGGCAGGAGAUCAAGUGGAUCGUUUCGAUCGGUGCGAUCUUCUCGCUUUGCACCAACUCACUCGGUGCCAUGUUCCCGCUACCGCGUGUCCUCUACUCCAUGUCCUCCGAUGGUCUGCUGUUCAAGCAGCUACGGACGGUCAAUCCGAAGACGAAGACCCCGCUGCUGGCGACGGUUUUGUCUGGAGUGCUCUCCGGUACGAUGGCAUUGCUGUUCGAUCUACAUCAGCUGAUCGAUAUGAUGUCGAUUGGGACGCUGCUGGCGUACACGAUCGUGGCCGUGAGUGUGCUGGUGUUGCGCUACGAACAGAAUACCAACUUCAUUGCCAGCACGCAAACCAAAUCGUCGGCCGUGGUCAAACAGCUGUUCAAUCUGACCUGUCUCACCGUGCCCAGUAGCCUAUCGUCGAAUAUUGUCAAAGUGGCAGUGCUUAUCUAUGCUAUCAUCAUUUGCGGCAUUAGCGCCAUACUGGCACAUGGGCAGGACUAUCUUAAUAAAUACCAUCCCCUCAUCUGUACGCUACUGAUAGCGAUGAUCAUUGUAGCACUCCUUCUUACGCUCAUCAUCUCCUGUCAACCGACGGAAGAACGACAGUUAACGUUCCGAGUGCCGUGCGUACCGUUCCUGCCGCUGCUCAGUAUCCUCGUCAACGUAUACCUCAUGUUCCAACUGGAUCUGGCGACCUGGGUGCGGUUUAUGGUGUGGUUGCUGGCCGGUUUCAUCAUUUACUUCUCGUACGGUAUCCGGCACUCGCUGCAGGGAUCCGGCAGCCAGACGCUCUCCGAGAGCCAGCUGGAAAACCCGUUCGCUAUGUUCGGUACGGUGAAGCUGUAGCUGUUUCCGGCGAUGGCAUUCCGGCAUUCCCCUCAAACUGGUCGUUCCGGUCAUUCCGUGAACCACUGGUGAGGCCUGACCUCACUUGUUGGGUUGCUAGUAGCAACAGCAUGCUCAUGUGCUUCUAAUGUACGAUAGGCUAGGAUAGUGAAGCUAGGAUAGAGUAGAUCCUCCUGCGAUCAACCUAGACAUUUUGCUACGAGUAAAGUGAGAGGAAAAACGAAAGAGAGAAAGAAAAAGAGACAAUACGUGUGUGCAAGUAAAAGGCUUGUAGAAAGUGCAACAUAACAGUGACACUGUUGUUGUUAGAUGUCAUGCAAACGGGUUUCACGGCUGUUAUGUUACUAGCACUUACAUAUUAGGGCGUAUUAGUUGAUGAUACGCAUACCUCGCCUAAUUACUAAUCAGGAUGCAGAUAGAUGAAACGAUCAGACGUUUCUUCCAUGCCGAAAUGAAAGUGAUCGGUAAUUGUUC
Molecule: messenger RNA, 2473 nt
Organism: Anopheles darlingi
Lineage: Eukaryota; Metazoa; Arthropoda; Insecta; Diptera; Culicidae
Product: cationic amino acid transporter 2-like
Exons: 4
Coding region: 212-1999 (595 amino acids)
Biological process (GO): amino acid transport; transmembrane transport
Cellular component (GO): plasma membrane
Molecular function (GO): amino acid transmembrane transporter activity
Source: RefSeq, a predicted model, not a curated record